AUGGUUUUUCUGAGUGUGUACUACUUUGUAAUUCUGAUAUUAUUUUCUAUAAAAGAAAACAAAUUCGGAAUUGCACAUGAUACCAAAUUACAGAGUGAAAAUAAAACAGAGACAAUUAAAUUAAAUGAUGGAAAUAUAAAGACACUAUUCCCAAUUGAUGCGGCUGAUCUACUUGAAUGUUCAAAGCAUGACAAAUAUAUUCUAUUGGAUAAAACAAAUCAAUUAAAUAAAAAUGGAACACACACAAACAAGUUACUCCCUUUAGAAAGUGUAUACUUAAGUUCUCACUUUUUUGGAAUAAUGGAGUCAAUUGCAGGAACAUCAGGAAACUUUGUAAACGAUGCGAUUUCUGGAUUACAAAUCAAUCGUGUUGUGCAAGUAUUAAAAGAAACAAGAAUUCAACUUUACUUGGGGAAUUUUCAGGAUUCUCCUAAUAUAAUGCCUAAAAAACUUUCAAGUAUAAAUCUAAGUUGUAUUUAUGGGAAUUACUUUCCGAGUUUAAGCUUCUAUCACGUUAAUAACUUUUGUGAAUUUACUCAAGGAAUUAAUCAUGAUUAUUUAUUAUUAAGUGAAGAUCACAUUUGUAACCAUAAAUAUUCAGAGAAAUAUAUGUAUGGUAGUACAAUGAAGUAUUUCAAUGUUCUUGCAAGCCUAAAUAUUCCAAUAUUGAACUACAAAGAAUUUGAUCAACAAUUUCUUUCUUUAUUUAACACUCAAAAUUUUUAUUAUGAUCAACAGGCACAUUUGAAUAGAUAUCUACUUCUUUCAAAUGAGUUAGGAUUAUCUCUUUUCAUUAACUUUGGAAUUGGAUUCUUUGCAAAAUUGGAGAAUGAAAAAUACUAUUUGCUUGUAAAAAUAGUCCCACCAGACACAUUCUGGAUAAAGGAUGAAUAUAACGAGAAACAAGGCAAUAAUAAUAGUAGAAAUAAAGUAAUUAACUCUCAAUUAUGUUCUAAGUACGAAAAUGGAAGCAAAUUUUUUAACAAAAAUACUGUUUCAAUAAUUGAAACUGAUAGGAAAAACAAUCAUUUGGCCAUUAAUCGUAAUUCAAUUACCUAUUUGAAUAUAUCACUAAAUGGAAUGAUUCAAUGUUUAGGAAAGUAUUCAAUCAAUAUAUAUACCAAAUCUGAUAGAGAAAAGUCUUUAAUGUUUAAGAUUUUUGACAAAGAAAAACAUGAAUUUAGUGAUAUGGAAAUGAUUGAAAAUAUGGGAAAAAACAAAAGAGAAUUUAAAUAUUCAUACAUAUUUGGAAAUAAUUAUAAGUUAUUAUCAAGAAUAAAUAUAAUGAUUAUCAAUGAGGAGCCAAACAACACCUAUAUUGAUUACAACAUUUCAUGCAGAGAUAAUCGAAUUGUUGUGAAUAAUCUAUUUUCAUAUACUUGGUAUGUAUUCAAGAAAAAAGUUUUAUGGAACAGAGAUUUGGAAAUAUCACUUUACUCAACAAAGCUUACUAAUCAUUCCAAUGGAAUAAUUUUUACAAUUGUGAUAUUAUCACUACUCAUAUCAGCUCCAAUAUUAGGAUUAUUUGCUGUUGUAAUAAAAUCAAUAAUAAAAAGAUAUGAUAAUUCCAGAAUUAAUCAUUUGAAAAUUCCUUUAACAAUAAACACACAUACAAAAUUUGAGAAUACUUAUCAAGCAGAAAAGCACUCCAAGUACAAUUUAGGAGAAAAUUACUUGACGAAAACUCUAGAAAUUCCACUUAGGUUAAAAAAAAAGUUUCUAAGUCCUUCAUCAAGCCCAGCAUCUCUUCAAAUACACAUGAAUGAUAGAGAAUACAAUCAACUUCAAUCUCCUGUUCAAUUAGAAUUAUAUACAGCAGUCUCACACAAUAUUUCAGAAACUUUUAAAUGUAAUACUGACACAUGCUCGUCUCCUUCAACAAUUAAAUCAAUAACUUUUAAACAUUGA
Messenger RNA from Cryptosporidium ubiquitum, 1908 nucleotides. RefSeq lists its product as uncharacterized. The record is from RefSeq and is a predicted model, not a curated record. Lineage: Eukaryota; Apicomplexa; Conoidasida; Eucoccidiorida; Cryptosporidiidae. Bases 1 to 1908 code for a protein of 635 amino acids. The transcript has a single exon.